Messenger RNA from Lemur catta (Ring-tailed lemur), 2356 nucleotides. It is a transcript of the gene HS3ST1, whose product is annotated as heparan sulfate-glucosamine 3-sulfotransferase 1. Gene Ontology annotation, molecular function: [heparan sulfate]-glucosamine 3-sulfotransferase activity. Lineage: Eukaryota; Metazoa; Chordata; Mammalia; Primates; Lemuridae. The transcript has 2 exons. The coding region runs from base 1135 to 2070 and encodes 311 amino acids. The record is from RefSeq and is a predicted model, not a curated record.
AACCUCCCAGCUUCCGGAACAGGGGGCGGGGGCAGGGAGACCCUGCUUUAUUUCAGAGUUGACGUUUGCAAUCCUAGUACACCAGCAAAAGCCGAGCGGAAUACUCCGCGCUCUCAGGGUAACCGGCGUCCACUCCCAGACUCGAAACCAAAGGAGAGGGCGCGUUCAAUGGCCACAGGCCGCUUUCUGAAGCCGGCUCCCCGCGCGGAUCCCGGGCCAGGCUGCGGCUCCGCGUCCCAGCCCGGCUUCGGAGCGAGCUCGAGAGGAUGGCUCCCCCUGCUUCCCGCGCCGCGCUAGGAGCAGGGGCGCCCAAGGUGGGCCGCCUGCCAGGAAGGGAGCGCGAGGUGCAGGCGCACGUGGGAGGAGCGCAGGUCCCAGUGACUGUGCGCAGCUGGGGUGUGGGGGAAGACGUAAGCUCCGACCCAGCUGGGAUCUGAGAGUAGACAGGACGUCCCAGGUUUGCACUGACUUCGGAUUCACUAACCCAACCGCCCACCCUCCUGGCAGCGCUGGUCCCUCCCCUUGGACUGAAACCCGAGGAGCCGCCGCUACGGGUGGGCGGGACGGACUCCUCUAGGACUCGCCGCGGAAGUCGGGUGCCCGGUCGGGCGGAGCCGAGCCGCGGAGCACAGGGUGGAGCGCCCGGCACCUGGCGGGCCGGACUUGGGGCAGCACCAGAGCAGGCUGGGCAGCAGUGGGCGCUCGCGAUCCUCCUUGGCCCCACGCGCUCUCCCUCAGGGCUCGGCCUCCUGCGUCCCCUCCUCCUGCUCCUGCUCCUCCUCCUGCUCCUCCCCUCCCCCGGACUGAGCACCAAAACGCCCGCCUGCAAGGUCCUCAGCGCGCUGGCAGGCACGAGCCGCCGCCACCGCCGGGUCUCCGUGGGUGCUCGCGCCACUUCUCAGCCUGUCCACCCCGAGGCGUCCUGAAACUCGCUCCACCCGCCGCGGGUGCUCGGCAGUGCUGCCCAUGGCCCAGCCCGGGAACCUGUUUGGAGCGCCGGACGGGCUGGACGGCUGCGCGGCUCAGUAACUGGCAGCCCGCGGCACCCAUGUGCCACUGAUCGGAGACAUUCCCCGCUGCAGCGCUUCAUGACCCAGCGGCGCGCGGCCCAGUGAAGCCACCGUGGUGUCCGGCAUGGCCGUGCUGCUCCUGGGCGCGGUGCUACUGGUGGCCCAGCCCCAGCUAGUGCCUUCCCGCCCCGCCACCCCUGGGGUCGAGCCAGGUCAGCAGGAGCUUCUGCGGAAAGCGGGGACCCUCCAGGAUGUCGUCCAAGAGAGUGCGGCUCCCAACGGCUCCGCCCGGCAGCUGCCGCAGACCGUCAUCAUCGGCGUGCGCAAAGGCGGCACCCGCGCGCUGCUGGAGAUGCUCAGCCUGCACCCCGACGUGGCGGCCGCCGAGAACGAGGUCCACUUCUUCGACUGGGAGGAGCAUUACAGCCAGGGCCUGGGCUGGUACCUCAGCCAGAUGCCCUUCUCCUCCCCGCGCCAGCUCACGGUGGAAAAGACCCCCGCUUACUUCACGUCGCCCAAAGUGCCUGAGAGGGUCCACAGCAUGAACCCGGCCAUCCGGCUGCUGCUUAUCCUGCGGGACCCGUCGGAGCGCGUGCUGUCCGACUACACCCAAGUGUUCUACAACCAUGUGCAGAAGCGCAAGCCCUACCCGUCCAUCGAGGAGUUCCUGGUGCGGGACGGCCGGCUCAACGUGGACUACAAGGCCCUCAACCGCAGCCUGUACCACGUGCACAUGCAGAACUGGCUGCGCUUCUUCCCGCUGCGCCACAUCCACAUCGUCGACGGCGACCGCCUCAUCAGGGACCCUUUCCCCGAGAUCCAAAAGGUGGAGAGGUUCCUGAAGCUGUCGCCGCAGAUCAACGCCUCGAACUUCUACUUUAACAAAACCAAGGGCUUUUAUUGCCUGCGGGACAGUGGCCGGGACCGCUGCUUACACGAGUCCAAAGGCCGGGCACACCCCCAAGUCGAUCCCAAACUACUCAACAAACUGCACGAAUAUUUUCACGAGCCAAAUAAGAAAUUCUUUGAGCUUGUCGGCAGAACAUUUGACUGGCACUGAUUUGCAAUAAACUAGGCUCGGAAACUUUCCUAUUGUAAGUUCUGGUGUACAUCUAGAGGGGGGGAGAAAGGAUUUUAAAAAGGCAUUUAAGCUAUAAUUUAUUUGUAAAAUCCAUAAAUUACUUCUGUACAGUAUUAGAUUCACAAUUGCCAUAUAUACUAGUUAUAUUUUUCUACUUGUUAAAUGGAGGGCAUUUUGUAUUGUUUUUCAUGGUUGUUAACAUUGUGUAAUAUGUCUCUAUAUGAAGGAACUAAAAUAUUUCACUGCAACAACAACAAAAAAUUUU